Molecule: messenger RNA, 4094 nt
Organism: Canis lupus familiaris (dog)
Lineage: Eukaryota; Metazoa; Chordata; Mammalia; Carnivora; Canidae
Gene: ELK3
Product: ETS transcription factor ELK3
Exons: 6
Coding region: 384-1541 (385 amino acids)
Biological process (GO): regulation of transcription by RNA polymerase II; cell differentiation
Cellular component (GO): nucleus
Molecular function (GO): sequence-specific DNA binding; DNA-binding transcription factor activity, RNA polymerase II-specific
Source: RefSeq, a predicted model, not a curated record
GCGCGGGGCGCGGGCGGCGGAGUAUGCGCGGGCCUCGGCGGCCAGUCCCGGCGCACAGCCGUGGCCGGGGCGCGCGGCGCGGGGCGGAAAAGCCUGUUUACACAGACUGCACACCGCCUGGGGAAUAAUGCAGUAAAGGAAGUGAGCCGGCUCGGCCUGACUGCUCCAACUUCCUGCUCUCACACACACACCAGAGGAAAAAAAAAAAAAAAAAAAAAAGAGGAGCGAGAGAAAGAAAAAAAAGGGGGAAAAAUCAGGAUCUCAUUACAAGAGCAACAGACCGUCUGCAGACGCCUGUCAGCAUGGAAAGUCGGGGGCUUUCGCCCGGUUCCUCCUAGAAAUUCCCCCGAAGAAGGAUCUUGAGAGCUCCCCCACAUCUGGGUAUGGAGAGUGCAAUCACACUGUGGCAGUUCCUGUUGCAGUUGCUGCUGGACCAGAAACACGAGCACCUGAUCUGCUGGACCUCCAACGAUGGUGAAUUCAAGCUCCUCAAGGCAGAAGAAGUGGCCAAACUGUGGGGCCUCCGGAAGAACAAAACGAACAUGAACUACGAUAAGCUGAGCAGAGCCCUUCGAUACUAUUAUGACAAGAACAUCAUCAAAAAGGUGAUUGGACAGAAGUUUGUGUACAAGUUUGUCUCUUUCCCGGAGAUCCUGAAAAUGGACCCCCACGCGGUGGAGAUCAGCCGGGAGAGCCUUCUGCUGCAGGACAGCGACUGCAAGGCGCCCUCCGAGGGCCGGGAGGCCCCCAGACAUGGGCUGUCAGCCCUCAAGAGCACAAGCCGCAACGAAUACAUCCACUCAGGCCUGUACUCAUCCUUCACCAUUAAUUCCCUGCAGAACCCACCCGAAUCCUUCAAGGCCAUCAAGACGGAAAAGCUGGAGGAGCCGCCGGAAGACAGCCCUCCCGUGGAAGAAGUGAGGACUGUCAUCAGGUUUGUGACCAAUAAAACCGACAAGCACAGCAGCAGGCCCGUGGUGCCCCUGCCCUCCACCUCGGAGGCCUUCCUGGCCUCGCCGGCCUCAGCCAAGGUCUCCUCCUUAAUGUUGCCAAAUGCCGCCAGCAUUUCAUCCGCCUCGCCCUCCUCGUCUCGGUCCCCGUCCCUGUCCCCCAGCUCGCCCCUCCCUGCUGAACACAGAAGCCUCUUCCUGGAGGCCGCCUGCCAUGACUCCGAUUCCCUAGAGCCCUUGAACCUGUCAUCGGGCUCCAAGACCAGGUCUCCAUCUCUUCCCCCAAAGGCCAAAAAACCCAAAGGCUUGGAAAUCUCCGCACCCCCGCUGGUGCUGUCUGGCACCGACAUCGGCUCUAUCGCCCUCAACAGCCCAGCUCUCCCCUCGGGAUCCCUCACCCCAGCCUUCUUCACCGCACAGACACCAAAUGGAUUGCUCCUGACCCCGAGUCCACUGCUAUCCAGCAUACAUUUCUGGAGCAGCCUUAGUCCCGUUGCUCCACUGAGUCCUGCCCGGUUGCAAGGGCCAAACACGCUGUUCCAGGUAUUCAGAUUGGAGCAGCAGUACUUCGGCAUCAGAGCUGCUGAGUAGAGCAUGUGUAGGUUUCCAACACUGCUUAACGGCCACAUGCCAGUGCCAAUCCCCAGUCUGGAUAGAGCUGCUUCUCCAGUACUGCUUUCUUCGAACUCUCAGAAAUCCUGAUGACAUCUGCCCACAAUUAAAGACUUAUUAACUGAUGAAAAUAAAAUUUGUCCCCAUGGGCUAGUUUACCUGUGUCAUGAGAAGGACGUUGUGAAACCCUCUGUUAAUUUGGUUUGCACUUUUCAUAACAUGGAUGGUCUAGAUUUAUGUUAGCAUUUUUAAAACUUUUUUUAUAUUCAAGUAUAUAUGAAGAUCUGUUUGGCAUUAAGUGAUUUUUAAUGUUUUUGUUUUUAUAUUCUCUUAUCUCUUAAGUACUGAACACUGUUGACAGUGAAGAACUUUUCUUAAUGGUUUUCAGUGUAACUAAUAAGGAUGUGAAGCUUUAUUUUCUCUAAUUCCGCAUAUGCUGAACUAUGCUUAUAGACACUAUAACCAGCUGUGCCUUCCUUUGCAUUUAGUUUUAUGUAAAUGGUUUAUAUAUUUUUUAGUAUUAAGAGAAAAUGUUUGAAAGACAAAUUAGUAUCAAACAGCUCUCUAGUAGAAUCAUUAUUUUUCAUAAGUAGGCAAUAUGAAAGCAUAUUCAUAUUUUUCUUUUUCGCUUUCAAUUGUAUAAGAAUUGCCUUAGAACCUCUUUUGAACUGAAAUUCAGCAAAUGUUCAAUUUAAUGUUUUUAUAAAAGAAACUAAGCCAUAUCUAGAAAAUAAACAUUCAUAAAAGAAAAUGUUCUAAAGUGCAUUUUUUUUUAAAGUGCAUUUUUUAAAGAAUGAACUUUGAAAGCCUAGCCACCAAGUAGUUUAGAAUCUUUUAGGCUCCUCCCAAACAAAAACCUGAGAUGGAAAUCUAUCACUCUACCAUGCCCCUUGGAAUAUCUCCUAUGUAAGCAUGUUCUUAUUUCAAAAAAUUACUUGUGCUUCUCCCAGUUUUCCAUAAUCACACCCGAUACAUUUCCUGUAUCGUUGUAAGUUAGGGUUGCUCUAAAACCCUAGAACUCUUAACAUGUAAACAUCUUAUGCUUUGAAGAGGCUCACAGACUGGUGAUGAAUGCAAGAAUUUUGUAACAUCUGGUAGCUUCAGGUGUAUAAGGCAUAGCCUUAUUUGUGGAAACUGAGAGGUAGGAUACACUGCUUAUGUAUUACUAAAGUUUAUGGUGAGAAUGAAGGAAAUUGGAUAUAAGAAAAUAUAAAAUUCUUCAGGAAUCUCAUUGUAGAACUGAACUAACAACCUGGAGCACUCAGCAGUAAAUUCUUUUUUUUUUUUUUUUCCCAGCAGUAAAUUCUUUUGUGUAGGGUAGAGCAGUGAUAACAGAAACAUCAGCAGGUGCCACUCUAAGGCAUUGUUCUGUACAUGAAGUAUGAAAGUUCUAAUGUGAAGAGAACUGCAAAGUGCCCGGGGCUUUCAAGAUCAGAUUAUCAUCCUCAAAUAUAAGAGUAACAAGGCAAUCUGAAAUGUGGCUGAAUGACUCCAAAGUAAGGGUUAAAUGACAAGAUUAUGAAAAAGGGUAAAAAAAUAAAGCUUAUAAAAACAUAUUUUUUAAAUUUUCAAAAAAUCUAAGAACCGUUAUCCUUAAAAUCUUGAGAUUUUCAAUUCUGUGUAUGGGGAUGUAUAUACAUCUCUAACAUAAUUGGAAUAUAAAGUAAAUUAUAAAAUCCAGACACUACUGUCACUCCCUCAUAAGCUAAGGCUAAUUCUGUACUCAAAAGAGCUGGUCCAGGGAACUGAUAUUUACCUGACCUGAAACGUUAAAGGUUUCACCACAGUUUCCAGAUAAGGCAACUGGAAGUUGCCUAAGGCCACACAGCUCAUUAAAGGUAAAACAAUGAUUGGUGCUUAGUCCAGUUCUGUUUCCCAUACCUAGCUGUAACUUCUGGCCCAAAACUGUAAGGUAGAAAAAAACAGGUAAAGAUAGAACAUUAAAAAAAAAAAAAAUUGUAAGAGAAGAAUAUACCCCAAAUGUAAGAUUCUUACAGAGAAACCAAUGCCAGUUAAUCAAUGUCCAAAAAUCUCAACCCAAAAUGUAUAUGCUGAUUAGAAAUGCCCAAAUGACUCUAAAUCUGAUCCUUGUAUUUCCUUCCUUGAAAUACAUGUAAUGAUAGAAUACAUGUAUGAUAGAAUGUAUGAUUAACAUACAUUCUAGCUGUUUAUUAAAAAUGGAAAAACGCCAUGAUUUUUAUGGAUCAAAAAACUUAUCAUGACACAAAUACAGAACUGGAGAUACUAAAUUAUAACCCUUCUAGCUCUGCCUCAUUCUCUGUGUGUCUUAGCAAUUAUUUUAGUCAGAAAAUAGGUUUCAAAGGACAUAUUAAAUCACCUUUUUCCCUUUUUUAUGUCUGCUUGAUCAGUGUUAAACUGCUAUGGCUAAGGUUUUAUAGAACUAUAACCUAAACGUUGUUUUCUUUGUACACCUCUUUUCUAUGAGUGCAUAUCUUCAUUCACUUUCAUAUAUGUAUCAAUUUUACUGUUAUAUUAUUUUUGUUCAAUAAAUACUUUGUGAUAAAAGUGUGA